CGGUCAGAGCGGAGACAGGAAGUGAAGAGCACGCGGAGGCUUCGGGACUACGGGAGCCAUCAUGCAGCGCGGCGGGCAGAUGUGUGGAGGCUGCUUAGAGUUGUGAGGCUGACUGGAGCCUGCAGGGGGCAGGAUGGAGGCCGCAGGGCAGGAGCCUUUGUUGUUUGAUGAUGUGGCCAUAUACUUCACCCAGGAGGAGUGGGGGAGCUUAGAAGAGUGGCAGAAGGACCUGUACAAGGAGGUGAUGAUGGAAACCUACUGUGCUCUCCGGUCACUGGGGAUUCCCAUGGUGAAGUCCGAGCUUCUGUUACUGAUCGAAAGUGGAAAGGAACCAUGUAUUCAGGGUCCUCCAAGGUGGGAGAAGCUGGGGUGUGACCCAGAAGCCGCCUCAGAUCUGCAGAGCUGGAGAGAUGCAGAGGAAGUGUCCAUGUAUGACCGGGUGUGGACGGAACGUCGGGCGCUCACAUACCGCAGACGGGUGGUGAGGAAGCGCUGUGGCCGCAGGUCCCCCAACUUCUCCCGUAUAGAACUGGAGUGUUUUGUCUCGUUAAUGGAUCGGUAUCUGCCAGAUGAGCUACAGAGAACGGGAGCCAUCUCUCUGCGCCAGCGCCGUUCCAUUCUCCAGGAAAUUGCCCGCUGUCUGGAGCCCAUGUCUGGCUGCCUCCGCACCCCACGCCAGCUACUCCACCGAUGGGCAGAUUUUAACAACAGAGACCCUGAACGGCUGAUGGAGAUAAGGAUGCAACUCCACUUUGGGAGGAGGUGGAAACGGAGGCUCUCUCGCCCACACUCAUCACCUUCAUCAUCCUCAGAAGAAGGAGAGGAGGCUCAGGGGGACCCUCUAAGUUCUGAAUGGGAUGAGAGGUCCAGGGAGUCAUCCACUUAUUUCCCUAUUUUGCCUGACCUUCCUGUGCACACUUCAUUAACCACACACAUCGAUGCACAGGGGCACUACAUUGUGCCACCUCCACUUCAGAAGUCAGGAGAGAGGUGGGGGCAGCGAUCGGCAGGAGAGUGCAUGGAGGAGCAGAGUGCUUUGCAUGGAUCCUCAGGAGCGGUGAAGAGAUUUCCGGGGAGAGCGACUACUGCUGCAUUAUACUCCUCUCUACAUGCACAAGGUGACCCUGCGGUGGGCGUGGAUCCAGAGAUACCCGAUGGACUCGCAGACCCAGGACUGCGGAUGAUUAAAUCCGAGCCGGGCAGUGAAGAAGAUGAAGGAGGAGGAAGCUGGAGUAGUGACAUUCCCUCCCCGGAGUCAGCGAUGUCUGGCCAGAGUGACGUGAGGAAACGGAUUGAGCGGCAGAGCACUGAGCCGCUGUCCCCAGCUCUUGUGUCACCAGAGGAUUCUGUCCAUUUGAAGACGGCCCCUCCUGGAGGUCAGCCUGGUGUCAAGCUGGAGUCUUCUCCUCUCUCAGGACCAUGUAGGCCGGAGUCACAGACGAGCUCACAGGAGGAAGACCCCCCAGGAUCAAGAUCUAGCAAGAGGUCCCCAAACUUCUCCCCGGCAGAGCUGGAGUGUUUUGUUGCACUAAUGGAUCACUUUCUGCCGGAUAAUAGCAUCCGAGCCGGAGCCAUCCCUAUCAGGCAGCGCAAAGACAUCCUUCUGGAGAUCGCCCGACGCCUGGAGCCUCUGUCUGGAUGUUUGCGCACCCCCCGGCAGCUCCGACACCGAUGGACUGACUUCAACAACCGAGACCCAGACCGGCUGGAGGAGAUAAGAAGCCGGCUGAGGAGAGCUGCCCGACAGGACUCCUGCAAGAAGUCUAUGAAAGCAGCAGAAUCGGCCCCUGCAGCAGGUAACAACUGGAGACGCAGACGUUCUUAUCCACUCCAGCGAGACAUCAAGGAGGAGGAUCAGAACACCUCUGAGGGGCAGAUGCCCAGGACACCUUGGCACCACCGUGGGCUUCCAAAACCUAGAAACUCCUUCUCUAUGGCACGAUUAAAAAAAAAUCGGCACUUGGCGCUUCACAUCUUUCGUAUGGAUCGGUUACUCCAGCGAGUAGACCAUAAGCAGGAGCUGCUCCUACAGACAGCGGACCUCAGCACAGAUGAGGAGGACUGUGCUGAGCAGAAGACAUCACAGAUGCACCUAAGUAUCUGAGACCAACAUCCUGGACGGCGAGAUUCUCCUGUGAGAAGGGUUAGCGUCCAGUCUGCUCAUGUCUCUGCUGUCUGAAAGGACUCAUCUGGUCAGCUACGCUCAUUCUCAUGGGUGAUGCUGAGCCCAGGUGUGUGAUGUCAUCACCGCUGAAGAGUUCUCUUGAAGCUUUUGGGACCUUGCAUAUUACCUGUUGUCAAUGACGACACGCACUAUACAAUAUUAUGUUAUUAAGUAUUCAUCUGUAUAGUGAGAUAGCUCUGCCCCAGCGAUGACAUCAUCAUACACUUAGCAUGAUAUCUUCUUCAGUCUCUUCUGCUCUUGCUUGAUGCUGCAGUGGGCUGUGCAUCCUCCCUGGGACAGGGAUGAUGGGAGUGAUAUGUUGUGGGGGUGUAUUCUCUCUCCGCCUUUUUCACUUUGAUUACUACCACCAUGUGUCCUCCGGCCGUUUCUUAGGUCUGAAUAAACUCCUUGUGUCCACUUUACCUGCCGUCCUCCAGAGCAGCAGAUUACUAGACCAGGACCGCUCCCCUCACUUCUAAUAAAAUAUUCCUUCUUCGCUACCUGGAUUCUGAUUUACCAAAAUCUCUUAAAAAUAAAAAAAUAAAAAUGCCCUUUGCCCCUUGUUCCUGUCACUGUAUUCAGGUCAGGCAUGAAUGGUGGCUCAUCAUGUAGUCUGUGGUCGCAUCUACAGAGACUGUGGAGCUUCAUCCUACAUUCUGAGGGUUCUUCCCAUUGACUGCAGUGUGUGAAGUCAGCCAUGAAGCUGACGGGGGCUGGUAAUACACCAUCCAGUCCUGCUGUGUACAUGGUGACAGACUAGCUAAGCUUCAGCAGGUUAAAGAAGAGAUGCUCAACUAAUUUAAGAAACCUUAGAAGGGAAUUUCUUCAAAGUGUUUUGGGAUCCAAAUACAUUCGACCUAAAUCGAAAGUGCUGCGAUUGCCCUGAAAAGUCAUGUAUGACACUCAGGUCUCCUAGGUCGGGAGCCGACCCAGGUAAAACUCUGUAAUGUCCGAGUUACAGCCAUGGGUGGACGGACCGGAGCCGGUGCGAACAAACAGCCUGUUUGAUAACGCUCUGCGUUGCCUGAUUUUUUUUAAUGCUUUUUCAAAUAAAAAUUUUCCUAAAAUGA
This is a messenger RNA of Bufo gargarizans (Asiatic toad), 3234 nucleotides long. RefSeq lists its product as uncharacterized. NCBI's taxonomy places the organism in Eukaryota, Metazoa, Chordata, Amphibia, Anura, Bufonidae. The coding region runs from base 134 to 2104 and encodes 656 amino acids. The transcript is spliced from 14 exons. The record is from RefSeq and is a predicted model, not a curated record. Gene Ontology annotation, biological process: regulation of DNA-templated transcription.